Messenger RNA from Hippopotamus amphibius kiboko, 1218 nucleotides. It is a transcript of the gene STX1B, whose product is annotated as syntaxin 1B. Gene Ontology annotation, molecular function: SNAP receptor activity; SNARE binding. The record is from RefSeq and is a predicted model, not a curated record. The coding region runs from base 60 to 926 and encodes 288 amino acids. The transcript has 10 exons. NCBI's taxonomy places the organism in Eukaryota, Metazoa, Chordata, Mammalia, Artiodactyla, Hippopotamidae. Gene Ontology annotation, biological process: intracellular protein transport; exocytic insertion of neurotransmitter receptor to postsynaptic membrane; vesicle fusion. Gene Ontology annotation, cellular component: SNARE complex; plasma membrane; endomembrane system.
GCAGAAGCAGAGGCAGGAGAACGAGGAGGAGGAGGAGGAGGAGGAGGAGCCGUCGCAGGAUGAAGGAUCGGACUCAGGAGCUGCGGAGUGCGAAAGACAGUGAUGAUGAGGAGGAGGUGGUGCAUGUGGACCGGGACCACUUCAUGGAUGAGUUCUUUGAACAGGUGGAAGAGAUCCGGGGCUGCAUUGAGAAGCUGUCAGAGGAUGUGGAACAAGUGAAAAAGCAGCAUAGUGCUAUCCUGGCCGCCCCCAACCCGGAUGAGAAGACCAAACAGGAGCUGGAGGACCUCACUGCAGACAUCAAGAAGACAGCCAACAAGGUUCGAUCCAAGUUGAAAGCGAUCGAGCAAAGCAUUGAACAGGAGGAGGGGCUCAAUCGUUCCUCUGCGGACCUGCGCAUCCGCAAGACCCAGCACUCCACACUCUCCCGGAAGUUCGUGGAAGUAAUGACUGAAUAUAACGCGACCCAGUCCAAGUACCGGGACCGCUGCAAGGACCGGAUCCAGCGGCAGCUGGAGAUCACCGGAAGGACCACGACCAACGAAGAACUGGAAGACAUGCUGGAGAGUGGGAAGUUGGCAAUCUUCACGGAUGAUAUCAAAAUGGACUCGCAGAUGACGAAGCAGGCGCUGAACGAAAUCGAGACGAGGCACAACGAGAUCAUCAAACUGGAAACCAGCAUCCGCGAGCUGCACGACAUGUUUGUGGACAUGGCCAUGCUCGUGGAGAGCCAGGGCGAAAUGAUUGACCGCAUUGAGUACAAUGUGGAACAUUCCGUGGACUACGUGGAGCGAGCCGUGUCUGACACCAAGAAAGCUGUGAAAUAUCAGAGCAAGGCCCGGAGGAAGAAAAUCAUGAUUAUUAUUUGCUGUGUGGUGCUGGGGGUGGUCUUGGCGUCAUCCAUUGGGGGGACGCUGGGCUUGUAGACCCCCCACCCCUAUCCCUCCCCGACCCUUCCCCCACCACAUCGGGAGCAAUACCCCUACCACCCCUUCACUCCAUCCCCUGCUCCAGGCUCACCCUCAAGACAGACCCAGGCAGCCCCCCAACCUUUACCCGCCCGGCAGACCCUGGAGUCCCUGGACCUCCCCCUGCCAUGGACCACCCCCCGCCCCCGCACGUAGAUAGCAGCAGGCGUGAUUACACAUGCACACCAACAUGCAUGCCGCCGGCACAUGCUCGAGACGUGUGGACACCCCAGCGUGUGUGUGUGUGUGU